Messenger RNA from Colletotrichum spaethianum, 1236 nucleotides. RefSeq names its product GATOR complex protein MIOS. Gene Ontology annotation, molecular function: protein binding. Lineage: Eukaryota; Fungi; Ascomycota; Sordariomycetes; Glomerellales; Glomerellaceae. Gene Ontology annotation, cellular component: cytoplasm. The record is from RefSeq and is a predicted model, not a curated record. The transcript is spliced from 3 exons. Gene Ontology annotation, biological process: positive regulation of TORC1 signaling. Bases 1 to 1236 code for a protein of 411 amino acids.
AUGGACCGCCCGGAGCCUGGACUGAUCAAGUGGUCGCAGAUUCCCGGCUGCGAUAGCUUCAUCCACAUCAACCUCCAGCAUCGCGUCGUGCAGCUAUACGAAGCCAGCGGGCUCGCGCAGAGGAGCCGGUUCGACUACAAGAGGCUAUCGAAACACGAUGACUUCCCCACCCUUACUACGUAUGACUGGUCGCCGACGGUACCUGGCCUGCUGGCCGUUGGCACCCAGACCGGUGUCGUCAAUCUGCUGAGGAUGGACGACAACUCCAACGCUUACAUCGAGUUGAAUCUUAAAAUGACGAGAACGUGUCAAGCAGUGGCAUUCAGCACCGAGGGCCUUCUCGCGGUCGGCUUGGACCGGGUGCGCAUGGACCAGUGCCUUCACAUUUGGGACGUCAACCGGCUAUCAACGAUGAACAAGACAGCCAAAGGGUUUCCCAAAGACCUACAGGCUUUUGCGGACCCGGCCUAUCGACUGGAACCUAGUGUGUCGGUGUCGAGCGUCAAGUUCUUUGAGGAUAACCCAAAGACCCUGGUGGUUGGAAUCAAGGCUCAGGGCCUGCGCAUUCACGAUUUAAGAGAACCCGGCAGUGUUGUCUCCACGUUCCAGACCAAAUGUAACAACAACCUGGCCAUCGACUACGCUGACCAGAACUACUUCGCAUCGUCGGCGCUAGACCAGCCUGGCAUCAUGAUCUGGGACAGGCGAGCGACAUCCCGACCGGUCGCUUCGCCAUCCUACUUGAGCGCACUAGAAGAGGACGAUCUGCCGUGGGGCGGCGCCUUGAGACUUGACCGGGUGGUUGAGAUGGACGACGAUCCGUCCCUGAGCGAAAGCAAGCACUCCAUCGUCCGCUCCCUGCGCUACUGCCGGGACCGUCGCGGGCUUCUGGCCGUGUUGUCUCGAUCUGGUCAGCUGAAGGUCCUGGAAACGAACAAGGAGAUUACACAUAGUGGCGCGUCUCUGGAGGGUAGUCCGGAGCUGUUGGAGGUGCACAAAUCUCACGACAUGGAUGUUCAAUACGGCGAUAUUGGCCGGAAGAACGACCGGAUCGUGUCUUUUGACUGGGUGACGCUGGAUUCGCCGGUGCUGCAACCUCGACUCGUGAUCCUACGCGCCAACGGAACCUUUGAAAUUCUCGAGCAGCCAUCGUAUACUUCCGACUACCUGUACAAGCUAACGCCAUGGCAGCCACCCCAUCGGGGCUCGAAGAAGGAGCUGCCUAUCGCGGCAUAA